AUGACGAGGAUCUUCGUGCAGCGUGGGCCCGGUGGCUCCUCGUCCAACUCGGCUCGUUCGGGCUCACAGGCACUGCAGCAGCAACAGCAGCAGCAGCAGAACCAGCCAGCAGCAGCUGCCCGGGAGGAGGAGCUUACGGUGCAGCCGCAGCCACUGGAGCUCUUGGCUUCAGGUGAUACGACUGAGCAUCUACUUGAGGGUGGCGAAAGUAGUAGCAAUGAUCCUUCAAGGCUGGUUGAAACUGUGUCUGAGAGCUCAAGUCAUGUGGAAGAGGGAUCUGAGAGAGAGAAACCCCCCAAGGAUGACUCCAAUGUGACCGAUCCCCCUUUCUUGAUGGAGCUGUCAGGACUCCAGCUUUCGGAUCAGUUUGAGCAGGCGAAUCCUGUGCAGUCAGGCACUGUGCCAUCGCAGAUAACCGGCGCAGCAUCACACCCACCGCCUCCUCCGGCUCCACCACCAAAACCAUCAUCAUCUGCUAAUAAUGGGUUGAGGAGAAUGGGAUCUGGAAGCUCAAAUGGUGUGCGGAUUGGAUCUUCAAGAAGGCCAACUGCUUGGCCACCAGUGGCAGCUUGGACAUCUGCUUCGGGUUCUCGCCCUUCUUCCCCUAGGUCACUUGCUGAUUGUGAAGGGUACAAUAGUGCAGAUGAGCAAGGUGCCUGUUACACCUCUAGCUAUGAUGAUUCGGAAAGGGAGCAUAUGUUCGAACAUGACCUAAGGCGAGUGAAAGGGUUUGAAAUAAGAAAGAUGGCAGCAGAUGGGAAUUGCCUGUUCAGAGCAGUUGCUGAUCAAGUUUAUGGCGAUCCAGAAACUUAUGAUAUGGCUAGGCAGAUGUGUGUUGACUAUAUGGAAAGAGAGCGGGAUCAUUUUUCUCAGUUCAUGACGGAGGGCUUUACACCAUAUUGUAAAAGGAAAAGAAAAGACAAGGUAUAUGGCAAUAACAUUGAGAUCCAGGCAUUUGCUGAGAUGUACAAUCGUCCAAUUCACAUAUAUUCAUACAGUACAGAGCCUAUUAACAUUUUUCAGGGAAGUUAUAACACAGAUGUUCCUCCGGUUAGGUUAAGUUACCAUCACGGUAACCAUUAUAAUUCAGUUGUUGAUCCUCGUCGGCUGACAGUUGGGGCAGGCCUUGGAUUUAGCUCCCUUAGAGGGACCAACAGUGUUGACAGAGACCAAGUGAAGGCUGCAAUAAAAGCUCAGCAAGAUCAGCAGAUUGAGAACGCACUUUUGGCUGAAGGGCGACUCUACUCUGAUCUGGAGUUAACUGAGAAGGAAAUAGAGCGGAUGGUGAUGGAGGCCUCUCGGGCAGAGUAUCUGAACCAGCAGCAAGUUAACUUCAGAGAGUCAUCAAGGUCAGGGGCAGAGCCAUCUUCCUCCGCCGCAAUUAGUGGAUCAUCUGGUUCGGCAGCGGAUAGAGGCAGUGAGAAUUGUUUCGUACUCCCAGACACGGUGCUGACUCGCAGCAUGCAGUUGCUUCUGGCAAUGGGCUUUAGUUACAUGCAAGUGAUGGAAGCCUACAGUAUAUUCGGAGAGGACAUGGACUCGAUGAUCUGCUACCUGGUGGAGAUGGGAGGCACCGGAGCCUCCGCAGGCGGCAGCAACCGCCGGAAAGGGAAGGCUGCUGAGUGA
Triticum turgidum subsp. durum (durum wheat) is the source of this 1626-nucleotide messenger RNA. The record is from the annotation of a GenBank genome assembly. Lineage: Eukaryota; Viridiplantae; Streptophyta; Magnoliopsida; Poales; Poaceae.